AUUAGUAAAGGUUGUUCUCGGGCUCCGAUAUUCAGUUUUCACGCGUAUCCAAUGCAGGUUUCUAGCAAAACUACAAAAGAAAAGUAUUGUAUUUUCUCGCCUAUAGUUGCCAAUAACGUUUAUAUUAAAGAUCCUGAUGUUGGUUUUUUCUCUGAUAUGAAAUCAGAUUUUGUCAGGUCAGAGAAAUUUUGCGUAGCAAAGUUUGGUGGCCAUCUCAUCUCUAUACAAGAUGAUGAAGAACUUGCAAUUGCCAAUUAUGCCGUGUUUUCAAACAUCACCGUAGGAAAUGGACUGGUUGCUCCUAUUGGGUUUAUGGCGUCGCCAUACUAUAAGUCGAAGACAUUUACUGACGGCACAAACCUCACUUUUGCAAUGAAACUCGCUGUAGUUCGCGACAAGUCACAACAAACUCUUUGCCUUUACCUCUACCGCCACAGCACUCAACACAUAGAUGGGUUAUCGUUCGAAGUGUGUCACCUAUCGUACAUGUUUGUAUGUAAAGCGGAAGUCCCCGAAUUUUCAGAGGAACUUCUAGAGCUUCUCCAAGACAUUAAGAAGGCACAGAGUGAUACCGCUCCAAGCAGGCAAUACAAGGUAACUGGAAAGUGCGAGAAAAAGGAAGACCAAAGUAUCAGAUACGAUAUUGAUCCUUUUGCCGUCUCUGAAAAGCUAAACAAUGAGACUUACUGUGUGCAUGAUUUAACAAUUCUUCCUGGUAGAAAGGUUCGGAAUUUCGAAGAAGCAGAAGACCUAUGCGUGGAAAUUGUGGAUGGCCAUCUCAUAUCAAUCUCAAAUGAACUUGAGAAAGACUUUUUAGUCCAAUAUCUAUUUGCUGAUGAACAAAGAAUCCCAAACCUUGAUGUUGAUGCAAGGAUUAUUGGGCUGAGAUACGAAUCCGGAAGGGGAACUCCAAACUAUACAGACGGUGCAGAUGGGGCGUAUGCUUUAUAUACGGCUUAUACCCAAAGCCGCACGUAUGAUUUUCAUGGAAACUGCUUUGCGUUGUCCAAUUUUACGGAGAAUAAAACAUACACAGCUUCAAUACUUCGAGCAUCAUGUGAUUUCCAACUCGGAAUCGACAGAGUCACCUGCAAAAGUCGAGCAGAAAAUGUUGAUAUGUCUGCUGAAAUUACAUUCAAAAGAGUAUUUCACCUUGAAGAUGAAAUAAGAAAAUAUUUCGGAGAAGACUCGGUAAAUUUUGAGCAUUUCUUACUGUUUAAGAGCGUAUACUGUCGAAUACAGACUGCUGUAAAUCAAACAUAA
Enterobius vermicularis (human pinworm) is the source of this 1263-nucleotide messenger RNA. Lineage: Eukaryota; Metazoa; Nematoda; Chromadorea; Rhabditida; Oxyuridae. The record is from the annotation of a GenBank genome assembly.